GGAACUUGUUGUUUGUCUGGACUGUUAGCGCGUUUUUCUGCGGUUUCUUUUAUUUGUUUGUCCAUGUGGUGAACAGGCGUCAGCUUCAAGUACUUUGCCUUAAUCCGAUACUUCUCGACCUAAUGGUAUGAAGCCUUACGCUUUCGACUAUUAUUGCCGAUAACACUUAUUUAAUGUUUAGUUGUUCCUUAAUGUUACCAGCUCGUAUAACUAGCCUUGUCGAUAACCGUAAACUCAAAAGUUCUGAAGAGUUGGAAGUUAUAGCAGUUGUUACAGUUGCAGUUUAUUGUCAUGUUUCCUGCACUCUUAUUAAAAUUGUUUUAAACUGUUGAUUAUAUUUGAAGGUUGUGUGUAGGAAUAAAAAUCGUGCUUGCUGGUCAAAGUAUAUCAACUAUUGUGUGUUGUCUGUUAAAAGGACUUCAAACAUCAGAAUCUUGCUAAUAAAUCGCGCACCAGUGAAAACAGAUAUACACCAGCACAAAGUGCAUAACAAGUAACACCAUGAAAAUUUGCCUGAUCGUGCUGUGGUGCUGUUUCGAACUGAUUAAAGGUUGCCAUUACGGUCAUUGUAUAUCUAAGCGUAGCUCAUAUGCAAGAUGCUCAAAAAUGCCUAGACAAUUGGAGGACGGAAAAUGGAGAUACGAUGCUUUAUCUGAUGAAUUAAAGACGCAUGGAUUGGGUGGCAUGAUGAAGAAAUGCGUCUUGAACAAGGUACUUCCGGUCAAACGAAUCCCGACAAGAUUACGCGUGACGUCAUUCACCCCAGCUCCUAUAUCAUCAAAGAGAAAGUUAAAGUUAUGGACAAAAAUAAAUGAAGGUGUAAAGGAGACGAACUGUAACGGAUACACCGUAUUAUGUCGAAAGAUUCUCAGAUGCGCAAACAUUUUGUUUCGGCGUGGCCGUACUGAAUGAACACUGGCAUAAUUCCAAGAGGUCUCCGAUGAUCAAAAUAUUAAUAAAAUGUAAAUAAUCGUUCCAUCUGUUUUUGAGCAGUGUUUUUUCGUUUAAUACCGUUUUUAUACAAUUAAUUAAAUUUGUGUGCGUCAGCGGUUUUGUGCUUGAACCGCCGUAACAUAUUUGUAUGAAAAUUGUUUCUAUAGCUAAAGUUUAUUUACGAUCACGACACCGGUUACUGUCAUUUUACCACCCAAAUAAAUACUCGAUUUGUGA
This is a messenger RNA of Ciona intestinalis (vase tunicate), 1170 nucleotides long. RefSeq lists its product as uncharacterized. The record is from RefSeq and is a predicted model, not a curated record. Lineage: Eukaryota; Metazoa; Chordata; Ascidiacea; Phlebobranchia; Cionidae.